UCAACUCAGUUGAGUAGCUGUUGCAUGGGAGUUUUGACUUUCCCAUUCCAAAACCCCUCCAAACAAAACAAAAGCUAUCUUCCAAACCCAACUUGUCAAAUGUCUCCCUUUUUUCUCCAAUCUCCCAUUUGCAACCACCAAGGUGUCAUGUCAUGUCAUCAUUUCUUCUCUCCUCUUUUCAUGGUUUUGCUUUGAUUUGCUUUUUCUCAAUUUUCUACUACUAAUUCUCAUUUCUCUCUCUUUUUACCCUCCCUUCUUCUACUACUAGUUCUCUUGUUGAACACACUCUUGUGCUUGGUAGGUGAUGGGCCCUAAACAGAAACUCCACUGAACUUUGAUGGGAAGAACAACCAAAGUUCUCUCUUUUACCUCUUUCUGUGCUACCCCUUUGCCCCAAUUUCCCUCUGUCUCACAAUUUAGGUUUUUGCCCUCUUUUUACUCCAAAGAUAAGAUUUUUAGGGAAUUUGAUUUGACUUUGAUUCUUGGCAAUUUUCCAUUUGGAGUUUAUUGUAUUCCUUCCACAUGGGGUGUCAUUGAAUGAUCGUGUUGUUUCACUGGCUUGCAUAGUUCAAAUCUCCUUCUCAAAUCCCAAUUUUGUAGUGAGUCAAAGUGAAUUUGAAGAAGAAGAAAAAAGGGGUUUUAGGACUAGAUUCUCUCGAAUUUCGUGAUGGGGAUGAAGUUUGAGCUAUGAAGACUUGAUUUGUGAGGUUCAAGUCCAGGGAGUCAUCUUUGGAGCCCAGGAAGAUGGACAGAGUUAUUCAACCUCCUUUGGUUGAUACGACUGCAUGUUUAUGCAGAGUAGAUACAGGCCUGAAAACUGUUGCUGGGGCAAGGAGGUAUGUCCCUGGAACAAAGCUUUGUCUUCGGCCUGACAUUAAACCGUCCAUUCACCCAACUAGAAGCAAGCCGGCACGCGGUGACCGAAGCCGCAAUCAAUCCCCUCUACUUCCUGGACUCCCUGAUGAUCUUGCUAUUGCUUGCCUAAUUCGAGUCCCACGGGUUGAUCACCGUAAACUUCGGCUAGUCUGCAAAAGAUGGUAUCGUCUUUUGGUUGGUAACUUCUUUUAUUCUCUCCGCAAGAGUCUUGGAAUUUCAGAAGAGUGGAUAUAUGUCAUUAAGAGAGACCGAGAUGGGAAAAUCUCGUGGCAUGCUUUUGAUCCUGUGUACCAAUUAUGGCAGCCCCUGCCUCCUGUUCCUAAGGAAUAUUCUGGAGCUCUUGGUUUUGGCUGUGCUGUUCUCAAUGGGUGCCACCUCUACCUGUUUGGCGGGAAGGACCCACUAAAGGGAUCCAUGAGACGUGUCAUCUUUUAUAGUGCUAGGACAAAUAAAUGGCACCGUGCCCCAGAUAUGCUUCGUAGGCGACACUUCUUUGGCUCCUGCGUCAUAAACAAUUGUCUGUAUGUGGCUGGUGGGGAGAAUGAGGGGGUGCACCGAUCCUUAAGAUCAGCUGAAGUGUAUGAUCCCAACAAGAACCGAUGGUCAUUUAUUUCAGAUAUGAGCACUGCAAUGGUCCCUUUCAUAGGAGUUGUCUAUGACGGGAAAUGGUUCCUGAAGGGACUUGGUUCUCAUCGGCAGGUUCUGAGUGAGGUCUACCAGCCAGAGAAUGAUAGCUGGUACCCUGUUUAUGAUGGAAUGGUUUCUGGCUGGAGGAACCCUAGCACUACCCUAAAUGGACAGCUCUAUGCCUUAGACUGCAAGGAUGGCUGCAAACUUAGAGUUUAUGAUGAGGGUAGUGAUUCAUGGAGCAAGCAUAUUGACAGUAAAAUGCAUUUGGGGAACUCGCGGGCCUUGGAGGCUGCUGCUCUUGUCCCUCUCAAUGGAAAACUAUGUAUCAUCCGGAAUAAUAUGAGCAUUUCCCUGGUUGAUGUCUCAAAAAUAGAAGAUUUGAAAGGAUCUUCUGCUGAACAGUUAUGGGAAACGAUUGCCGGUAAAGGACAGUUCAAGACCUUGGUCACCAAUCUUUGGUCUAGUCUCGCCGGGAGAAACCGACUCAAAAGUCACAUAGUUCACUGUCAGGUUCUUCAAGCUUAGAGGUUGUACAGUGCUAAAAAAUCAACCAAGGUUGAGUUUGUUCAUGUGUUACAGCAUCUCAUCUUGGUUUUAUAUGUCUGUGACAAAGUGGGCCAAAUCUUGCAGAAACAACAUGGUGGAUUCUGUUGUUGCAUUUCAUCUCAAUUUCUUGGGAUAAUGCUCAUCACAAGAGGUGAUAUACAUAGAUGAGAUGGUUUAUUAUCCAUAUAGUGCUCUACAUAUAUUGAUACAAAGCUGUUACAUUUUGAAAAUUGAGUAGGCUGUUUACUAUCAUUAGCUUGUGCUUUGUAUUGCUGCCACCAAUGUGUACCAGGAUGAUAGUUUGGAUGGGGGAGAAUAAUAACUAAGUCAGUUUGGUUUUCUUAUAAAUCUGAGGGUGAAAAAUUCAAGAGUUAGUUUUGAACAUAAUUUUUCAAUAUAAAACUUAUCUAUGAAUUUUUCACCCUCAUUUUCUGUUGUAACAUCCAACUGACCUCAACUCUUAACAUGUACAACUCUUGCAUUGCAUUUUCAUGUACAUGUACAUGUACAAGUGGUAUCGAGAUUACUGGUGAAAAAGGUGGUGGGGUUGCCCUUGAAGUUUUGUACUAUGAUCAAACACUAUAUAUAGACUAUUUGGAUUAUUUCUGUGCC
Messenger RNA from Lotus japonicus, 2664 nucleotides. RefSeq names its product F-box/kelch-repeat protein At1g55270-like. Gene Ontology annotation, molecular function: protein binding. NCBI's taxonomy places the organism in Eukaryota, Viridiplantae, Streptophyta, Magnoliopsida, Fabales, Fabaceae. The record is from RefSeq and is a predicted model, not a curated record. The transcript is spliced from 2 exons. Bases 745 to 2031 code for a protein of 428 amino acids.